Pseudoliparis swirei is the source of this 6727-nucleotide messenger RNA. RefSeq names its product RIMS-binding protein 2-like. The coding region runs from base 29 to 3853 and encodes 1274 amino acids. Gene Ontology annotation, biological process: neuromuscular synaptic transmission. The record is from RefSeq and is a predicted model, not a curated record. Gene Ontology annotation, molecular function: protein binding. Lineage: Eukaryota; Metazoa; Chordata; Actinopteri; Perciformes; Liparidae. The transcript has 18 exons.
UCAAGAAAUAGUUCAACUUUAUGCUGAAAUGCUAUACUGUGAAAAGUCGUCUCUAAAUAACAUCCUUCAACAUAACCACAUCCUCUCUCUGUUCCUCCAGCAUAUGCACGAGGCUGUGGAGCUGAAGCAGCAGCUGCAGAUAGAGCAUGAGCAAGCCUUGGUGGCCCUUCACACCAAGCAGAAGGAGAUUAAUCAACUGCAAAAGGUCAAGGUUCGUGACCUGGAGCAGAAAUGCAGGUCACAGAGUGAACACUUCCACCAGCUGUACAACGAGCUGCUGAGUUUCCGUUUGCAAUCAGAUACUGGGGACAUCCUUAUAAGUAAUUCUGCCUCCACAUCCCAGAUCCCUCUCUCAUCAGAGAAGCACCUCUCACAAGUCAUCGUUGGAUUUGAAGCCCGGCCGGAGACAGACGAUGAGAGCGCGGCAAACACGCCUCCACUGAUCUCCAGGUUCUCGCCCUGCACACCACAGACUGGAGACAGAAAAAGACCAGAACCGCUGUCUGUCAAAUCCAGCACCGUGACAACGGACCGCCCCAACAACCCUCGACAGCGGACCCCCACAGAGAUGGAGGAUGAGGCCAGCCCAUCAUCCAGGUCCAAGGCUCGCUACACAGGCCAGGUCCGCCUUUGCACUGCCCGAUACAGUUAUAACCCUUAUGAUGGACCAAACGAGCAUCCAGAAGCAGAACUCCCCCUUGUGGCCGGGAAGUAUCUGUACGUGUAUGGAAACAUGGACGAUGACGGCUUCUAUCAAGGGGAGUUGCUCGACGGCCAGCGAGGACUUGUUCCCUCCAACUUCGUGGAAUUUGUCCAAGACAAGGAAAAACUAGCAAUUGAGGCGAGGGAGGGAGGAGACGACCCGGGCCCUCUGGACCAUAUGUCCCUGGCCUUGAUUCCAGUGGACGGAGGGGCCUCCCAGGACGGCCUCAUGAGCUCAGCCUUGGUUCCCUGUAGCAAUGGGACAGGGGGGCCCAUGGACCCUGAGGACCUGGCUGAAGACGUUGUGCCUUAUCCCCGAAAGAUCAACUUGAUCAAGCAGCUGGCACGGAGCGUCAUCGUGGCCUGGGAGUCUCCACGAGUGCCUUUGGGCUGGGGGAACAUCUCUGGCUACAACGUGUUGGUAGACGGGGAGCUUCGUGCCAGCACGAUGUACGGCGGCCGGACCAAGUGCUUGCUGGAGAAGCUGGACCUGGACGGCCGCGUCCACCGCGUGUCGGUGCAGAGCGUCACGGACCGGGGCCCUUCAGACGAGCUGCGCUGCACCUUGCUGGUCGGGGCCAACGUGGUGGUCGCGCCGUGCGGUCUUCGGGUGGACGACAUCCAGCGCGACACUGCCGAGCUCUCCUGGUUGCCAAGCAACAGUAACUACGCUCACAACGUGUUCUUGGACGGGGCCGAGCAUGCGGCGGUAAAGCCAGGGAGGUAUAGACUACGCUUCGUCAACCUGAAGCCCCUGACAGUUUACAAAGUGACGGUGGUGGCACAGCCGCACCAGGUGCCAUGGCAACUGCCGCUGGAGCAGAGAGAAAGGAAAGAAGCGGGUGUGGAGUUCUGCACUCAGGCUGCAGGUCCAACACCAUAUUGCAGAACAGGCCCCCCCCAGCCUCCCAAUGAUGUACAGGUGCUCUGUGGGCAGGCUCCAGGGGUCCUACAGGUCCGCUGGAAGCCCCCCAUCCUCUCUCCCACAGGCACAUCUAAUGGGGCAAAUGUCAUUGGUUACGCAGUCUGCACUAAAGGACAGAGGAUAGCUGAAGUGUUGUUCCCAAUGGCAGACUAUGUGUCUGUCGAGCUGACGAGGAUUCAGUGCCUGGAGGCCAGCGAAGUCAUUGUGAGGACGCUGUCAGUGCAGGGAGAAUCCCAGGACUCCCUGGUCGCUGUCAUUCCAAACAACCUCCUCGUGCCUCUACCUGCAAUCCCCCUGCCACCGCCAAUGCACCCCCACGCUGGCCCCCCUCCACACCCCCAUGCUCUGCCCCACCUCCAAUCCCCUCACCUUCCUCAUGCCCUGCCCCAACUGUGUGCUCCACCCCAGGAACACAUACAACAAGCCCCACCCCAUCUUCCUCACCCUCAACCUCAUCCUGGACUUCCCCACCCAGGUGGACCCCCGCAGCCCCUUCUCCAACCCCAACCCCAACCCCAGCCCCAGCCCCAGCCCAUACACCUUCAGCCUCGCCAUCCACACCAAGGUCCCAGGCCCCUGCACCAACUGCCUCUGCUCCCCCACCCCCAUCACCACCCUAUACCUCAGAGACCAUUAUGUGCUAGAGAUCUGGAAGCCAAAGAGCACGCAGCCCACCAUGGGGGGGCUUUUCCACCUGGUCAGCCUGGCUGGGACCCAAAUCGCUCUCCCACUUCCCAGCCUCCUGUGCCCAUGCAAGGCAACACCCUUGAGGCCCCACCCUCAGCCAAUCCACGUUCCCCCUCCCCCCAGAGGAUUCUUCCUCAGCCCCGAGGAACGCUCAUCCCGGACACUGUGGCCAAAGCCAUCGCCCGAGAAGCAGCGCAGAGGGUGGCAGCCGAAAGUGGCAAGGUGGACAGGAGGCAGGGCACAUUUGGGGAGCAGGAUCGUUCAUUUCACCAGCAUCAUUCUGAUGAGGAAGAGGAAGAUGAAGAAGGUUUUGCACGCGGCCGUCGGAGAGGACCCUCUGUGGACGAGUUCCUCAGAGGCUCUGAGCUCGGGAGGCCGCCUCACUAUAGUCACAAUGAAGAUUAUGACAGCGAAAGCAGCCGGGGCUCUGACCUGUCUGACAUCAUGGAAGAGGAAGAGGAGGAGCUGCACUCUGAGAUGCAGCUGGAAGAGGGACGUCGACGCAACUCGCACAACACACCCAAGACCAACACUCCCGCUGGAGGCCGUCACGACCGGGAGACGGGCCCAAGAAACCAUCAUGGCGGCUCCCAGCCUCAGAGAAGACCUCUUAUGGUCCCCUCCAUUGAUGGCUACAGGGACCGGGACCGCCGCUCUCCCACGUACUACGAUGAGUCCGAGCCUGAGGAGUCCUUCCGGAUCUUUGUGGCCCUCUUUGACUACGACCCUCUGUCCAUGUCCCCCAACCCAGAUGCAGCUGAUGAGGAGCUGCCCUUCAAAGAGGGGCAGAUCAUUAGGGUGUACGGUGAUAAAGACACAGACGGGUUUUACAGAGCAGAAGUGAGGGGCAGGAUGGGGCUCAUCCCCUGUAACAUGGUGUCAGAGAUCAGAGCGGAGGACGAGGAGACCAUGGACCAGCUCAUCAAACAGGGCUUCCUGCCUCUCAGCACCCCUGUGGACAGAUUAGAGCAGCACAGAAGAGGCCUGCGCCGAGAUCAGGCCUCGAGGAGAAUGGUGGCCCUGUACGACUACGACCCCCGAGAGAGCUCCCCUAAUGUCGAUGUCGAGGCCGAGUUGACCUUCUGUGCCGGUGACAUCAUGGCUGUGUUUGGAGACAUUGAUGAAGACGGAUUCCAUUAUGGCGAGAUGAACGGCCACCGCGGCCUGGUGCCCUCUAACUUCCUGGAAGAAGUGCCUGAUGACGUGGAGGUGUAUCUGACCGAUACUCCGUCCCACUACCCCCAGGAAGAGCCUGCCAACCGGCCCCCUGCCAAUUCUGCCUCCACCGUCUCAGAGGGCAAACGGGUGACCACAGAAACCGCCGACGCGGUCGACAACGACGCCACACCUGUUCGAGCACCGUCCCCCAUUGUUCGGCCCCUCCUCCCAGGCACCAUGAGACCCCUCAGCCCCAUGAGGAGCCCCCACAUCCCACUGGAUUCCCGAGACCCCCGGGACCUAGAUCUGGCAAACAAGAAGAAGAAAGGAUUACUUUCCAAGGGGAAGAAGCUCCUGAAGAGACUCUCCCCUGUGAAAUAAAAGGGAGGAAAAAAAGCAUACAUGUACAAUAUGUGCACAGGCUCUGAAUAUUGCAUCCACACAAUCAACUCUGAUCCAACAACACAUGACGGAGAGGAUGUGAGCCGCGUCUCUCGGACUGCGCGAGCCUAUUUUAAUAUAACCAGUGAUAGUUAUUCAUGUACGGUGAUGGAUACAAAUUAACUCAAUUAUGUAUAGUGCAGUGCCAAAAUCAAGAGAGAGGUCACCUGCGGACACAAAAUCAUAUGACUGUGAUGUAUUUUAAAACAACGGAUAAUUUAAGGUAAAAAAAACAAAACUAGGAUUUUCAUGACGUACUUUUCUUUUUUUCUUAAUCAUGAGUCAAAGAAACUGUCCAAUUGUUUCAAGCAGGGUAGCUGUGAAAACAAAGCAUCUGGGUACGCAUCUAUGUUUCUAAUGGGCUUUUUUCUUAGCAAAAAAAAAAAACCCCACAUCAACUUUGCGGAGUAUUGAUGUCACGACAAGGAAACGGAGACCACGGUCCUCUCAGAGCAUCUCAAAUAGACUACACUGUUAUCAAAGCAUUCUGUGAAGUAAUGCUGGCUGCUAACUCAAAGCCUUUAUUCAGUGCAAUAUCAUGGAGAGGCGGUAGCAUAUGUGGGAAGAAAAGAAACAUUUCCACUUGUACCUGUGAUUUCAUAGGAGUGGAGUUCUUCUGUGAUGAAAGGAAGACAAAAACAUCAAGAAUAUCAGAUUGGCAACAGGGCAUUAACGUCAGAGGCGAGCUUAGCCGUCUCAGUGGCCUUUAUGAGAACAAUACGAGCCUGACAUUCCUCAGUUGAUUUACACCAGGCUUUUUGUGUCAUGACGGCAUCUUGUGCUUUGUCAUUUUUGAAAAAAAUUAAACAAGAGCAGAAAUGUUUGUUGUCCUUGUCAAACUGUCAUGAAACGCCUAGUUCAAGACUAAAUUGUGUGUCUGUGUUCCUAUUGCACAAAGAUGGGUGUUUUGAUGGGUAAAAGACAUGUUUUGUGUGCCUGUGUGUGUGUGUGUGUGUGUGUGUGUGUGUGUGUGAGGCAGUGUGUGAUGCGUUCAUGUUUUGCACCUUUCACGUUUGUCUUUCACUUCUAUGUUUUGCUUUUCUGAAAGAGAGGCCAUGUAGUUCUCGGUCCUGUGAUGAGGUGAUGUGCUGCUACCUCCGUGGCCUGUGCACCGCUCGGUUCUGUUGUCUCAAGUUGAUCUCGAGGGCCACGGUAAAUCCUCGGAGAAAUCCCAAAUCAAAAUGUCAAGGUGUGCAUUGUUCACUGGGCCUGUCGAGAAAAAUCACAAACGUAUUUAAUAUGUCCUUUUGUGCUCUACAUGACUUAUACUGACAGUAUAUAAGGACUAUAGCAUAACAAGUUAACAUGUUUCACAGCCUAUAUAUAUAUAUAUAUAUAUAAAAGGGAGCUUGGUACAGAACUGACUUUUACUUUAUUCCUAUGAUCUCGGAUAAUUUCACAAUUUCUGAAUCCAGCACUUGUACUCAAAGCCUGAGUCUGGCGACACUAAUCAAUAAUGUCGAUAUUCCAUUGUUGCUCCAUUUUGACUCACUGAAUGUUUCAUAUAUUGUAAUCAAGUCUUCAGAAUCAACCAAACCUAUUUGCAUAUUGCCACUAUAGAUAACAUGUGAUCAGAUUGGUGAGAACUAUAAUAUCCUUAAGUCAGUUUCUCAUUCAUUGUUGAAAUGUGUCUUUAUUGCAACAUAGAUGAUGCUGCAUUGAGUGAGAAAAUACUGAAUUUAGUGUUUUAUGUGAUCAUUGAUUUUCUAACUACAGCAUUUCACUUCUGUUAUUCAAUUCAAAUCCAACCCAUAAACUUUGUCUUAAUUUUUAAUUCCAUCUUUUAAUUUAUUUUGCCGGUUUUCUCAUAUCGGUAGAAUAGGAAAGCCUGCAGGUCGGAGAGCAGAUCGAAUUCUAAAAUGUAACAACAAUUAAAAGACAAAAUGAAUGAGUGAAAAUUCCUAGUGCAAAGCUAAACUUAUAUCUCAUUGAUCACAUAAAGUCACAGCAAAUAACUGACAUGUAUUGAUCCGGUGGCCCAAACACAACCAAACCUCACUGUCCUACCUCAGCUUCUGACUCUCAAGGAGACGCUCAUUAUGUGUGUUAAUUAUAUGAGAUUAUAGAAAUAAUAAGUUGGAAUUUCAUAUUUAAAAAGCAAAUAUAAUGAGUUGGAUUGGUAAAGUAAUACUGUACCAACAUGCUGUGUGCCGUGAAGGUGACUGAUAGUGCUCAGUUACAAACUGGAGGGAUGGAACGUCUCAUAGCUUUAAUAAUUGAAAAACUUGCUUUGUGUUGUGUUAAAUAUCCAUUCUGUCCCUUGUUUCAACUUGCACUCAAGGAUUCUCUCUGCUCAUUAUUUGUUAAUAUUAUUGAUUCAAUGCAAUGCGUGUUUGCCAAAAUGGAAUGUACGAAAGGUUCAGCUGGUAAAAGGUUUCCAUGAUUUUGGUUCCAAAGCUAUUCAUGUUUAGUUUCUCAUUCACAAAAUCACAACCUUGAAUAUCUGUACCACGGUGUCCCAGUACCAACUCAUUCGCCUGUGAAUGGGUGUCGUGUCUCUAAACGCUGUCGUUCUUUUGUACUUUGAUCCAUUUGCAGAUCAUUUAUAAAUGUUUCUACGACAGCUCUUCUUUUGUGCGUGCGCCGACAUUCCUUCCACCUGUAGCCGACUGCGAGCAUUCUCCAUGGUGUCCUUUGAAAUCAGAUGUAUCAGUCCACCGUAUGUGCUCGCUUUGUGAAUCAAGGUUUUAAAAAAGAAAACAAGAAACAGAGAAAUCAUUGGACAGUAUUUAUGGUGAUCAUUAUGUAUGGGUGUGCAUGUGAAAAAAUGCAACUUUUAUAACCAAAUUAAAUUUGAUAUUUUUUUGGAAGCUA